UGAAGAAGCUUUUAGCGAAAAGUCGAAGAAGCAAAUCCAUCCAGAGGCGGGGAACCAAAGUAGCCAACGGAUCCGUCAUGGCAGCUCGUAAGAGAGCUUCUUCAGUCACUAAUUCGGCCAAACCAGCUUCAUCUGAACCUACCCCGGCGACGAAGGAGCAGAAACCCACUGUUUCCGGAGAAGAUUUCCGUCUCGCACCGCCGAAAUUGGGAGUGAUCUUUGUGAUCUCUUCGCUUCUGUGUUCGCUUUACCUUUACCUUCUCUGUUUCCACUACAAUGUUGACAAUGAGCUCAAGCGUCCGAUUCUUAUUAACGCUGGGCUUAGCUUGGUUGGGUUCUUUGUCACACUCAAAUUGAUUCCUGUGGCUGCUAGAUACGUUCUCAGGCGUAAUAUGUUUGGUUUUGAUAUCAAUAAAAGAGGCACUCGUCAAGGACAAGCUAAAGUGCCUGAGUCAUUGGGAAUUGUUGUCGGUAUUGUCUUCUUGAUAGUGGCGAUAGUGUUUCAGUUCUUUAAUUUCACAGAAGAUUCGGUGUGGCUUGUGGAGUACAAUGCAGCUCUGGCAUCUAUUUGCUUCAUGAUUUUGCUUGGAUUUGUAGAUGACGUCCUUGAUGUGCCUUGGAGAGUGAAACUUCUCCUGCCAUCUUUUGCAACCCUUCCUCUGCUGAUGGCAUAUGCUGGACAUACAACUAUCGUCAUACCGAAACCUCUAGUUUCUUAUGUUGGCUUGGAAGUGCUUGAUCUAGGACGAAUAUAUAAAUUAUAUAUGGCGCUACUGGCUGUCUUUUGCACAAAUUCUAUAAACAUUCAUGCUGGUCUGAAUGGCCUUGAGAUCGGUCAAACCGUAGUUAUUGCAGCUGCUAUCCUGAUACAUAAUGUCAUGCAAAUCGGAGGAUCUGUUGAUACUGAGUAUCAUCAAGCUCAUGCCUUCUCAAUCUACCUUACUCAGCCGUUGAUGUCAACAUCACUGGCAAUGCUUGCCUACAAUUGGUACCCUUCUGCAGUUUUUGUUGGAGACACUUACACAGUCUUUGCUGGAAUGACUAUGGCAGUUGUUGGUAUUCUUGGUCACUUCAGUGAAACCCUCCUAAUCUUUUUUCUUCCACAAGUGUUGAACUUUCUACUGUCGCUUCCGCAGCUUGCUGGCAUUGUGAAAUGUCCACGGCAUCGUCUCCCCAAGUUUGAUCCAGCUACGGGACUGUUGACGGGAACAAAAGAUGGGACACUGGUGAACGUCUACUUGAGGAUAUUUGGUAGGAAAUCAGAAAAGACUCUAUGUAUUCAUCUUCUUGUUUUCCAGGGUCUAGCUUGCGCCUUUUGUUUCAUGCUUCGGCAUUUCCUUGCUGGUUGGUACAAAUAAAAAUCCCUGCGACCAGAAGAAUCUCUCUAUAUAUAUAUAUUUACGGUGUUGGUGGUCCUCGUUUCUUCUCUCUGCCUUCACAAAUCACACACACACAGACAGAACUUGUUUUUUGUUUCAUGUCCAAUCUAUUAGUGUCCAUCAUUUUAGUUUACUUACAUAGAGAGUUUCUCAUCUAAGGAGAGUUUAUCACAAAUGAACGAAUCAGAACCAUCCAUCUAAAUUACACAAAUCAGUCAUCAUUCACUACAA
Camelina sativa (false flax) is the source of this 1610-nucleotide messenger RNA. RefSeq lists its product as uncharacterized. The record is from RefSeq and is a predicted model, not a curated record. NCBI's taxonomy places the organism in Eukaryota, Viridiplantae, Streptophyta, Magnoliopsida, Brassicales, Brassicaceae. Gene Ontology annotation, cellular component: membrane. Gene Ontology annotation, biological process: dolichol-linked oligosaccharide biosynthetic process. Gene Ontology annotation, molecular function: UDP-N-acetylglucosamine-dolichyl-phosphate N-acetylglucosaminephosphotransferase activity.